AUGUUUAAAGGGUAUUUCUUGGUUGGUUCAUUUUGUAUGCCACGGAUUGGGCGAAUAAUGGACUGUAGAGCCCCUUCAGCAUGUCGAUCUGUUCGCUUAUACACGAGCAAACCGCCUUUAAAAAGUUUGGGUGCCGCUUUUGAAGAUUUAAAACAGAGAUUGGAACCUUACAGUCAGACUACAAAGAUCAAGUACCAGGAAACUUCUAAUAUGUUGAGACAAUAUUCUACUCAGUUCAAGUUUCAUUUGAACAAAGCCAAAAAGGCAGUGCAAGACGCCAAUCAAAAGUUUUUAGAACAGGAGAAGGGACAACAGAACAAUAUGUUAGGCUUUGAUGAUGAUCUAGAAAACAAGGGGAAAAUACAAGGUUUACCUUCAGAACGUGAGCGUAACAGAAAUAGAUGGUCUCGAAAGCUGGAAUUUUACUUGGACUCUUUGCAAGAAACAAUAUUCACAGCGACCAAGGCCCUCAACGAUGUCACCGGUUACUCAUCUAUCGACAAAUUACGGAAAUCCAUUGAAAUGAUGGAAGACCAAUUGAAAGAUGUCAAGAAAACAGUAGCCCAUUUACGAGAGGUACACAAAAAUGCGGUGGUAAUCCGGACGCAAUCACAGCAACAAAUGAAUGAGUUGUUGCAAAGGAAGCACUUGUGGUCUCCGCAAGACCUCGAAAAGUUUACUCAUCUCUACAAAGUAGACGCUGAAAAUGUGAAAUCUGAGGAAGAAGCCAAGUUAAAGCUGGAGGCCACGGAAGCCAAGGAAGAAGAGCUAUCUAAUAACUUGCAUCGGGCUAUAUUAACAAGGUAUCAUGAGGAACAAAUUUGGUCUGACAAGAUUCGCAGAACCUCCACUUGGGGCACCUUUAUUCUAAUGGGAUUUAAUAUUUUAUUAUUUCUCAUUGUUCAACUGGUCUUAGAACCCUGGAAACGCCGCAGAUUAACUAAUUCUUUCGAGAAUAAAGUUAAAAUAGCCUUGGAACAGAAUUCAGUCGAGCAAAGUAACAGGCUUGAUCAAAUGAGCUCCCAUCUUUCCACCAGCAUCGAAGCAAAUAAGCAGGCCUCCGUAAAUAAUUCAACCAAUACAUUUUCACAGCCUGAAUCUUCCAAAGACAUUCCGGAGCAACCUAACCCCUCCACACCUCCCACCAAUGAUAAUAAUCUCAUCACAGCUGAGCCCAUAGAAUUCUCUCCUCUGUGCUUCCAAUCUUUGGACAAUUUUAAAUCUACAGCCGAGGCAAACCUCAAGGCAUUGCGUCAAUUGAUAGUGCUCCUCUUCCAUAGAGCGACAAAAGUCUGCUUACCAUCAGAUGGUCAAUUGAACGCUAUCCCCACCCCCAAAGCUGAUCUUUAUACAAUUGCAAUAUUCUCAACUGGAAUGAUAUUUGGAUAUAUAGUCAGAUUUUAG
Eremothecium cymbalariae DBVPG#7215 is the source of this 1404-nucleotide messenger RNA. It is a transcript of the gene SHE9, whose product is annotated as She9p. The transcript has a single exon. Gene Ontology annotation, cellular component: mitochondrial inner membrane. Lineage: Eukaryota; Fungi; Ascomycota; Saccharomycetes; Saccharomycetales; Saccharomycetaceae. The coding region runs from base 1 to 1404 and encodes 467 amino acids. The record is from RefSeq and is a predicted model, not a curated record. Gene Ontology annotation, biological process: inner mitochondrial membrane organization.